AGCAUGACCUCGGAGUUUCAGUACUGCAGCGAAGGUGGCUUCGACGAGAUGUCGAGUUCCUCGGACUCGGGCUUCGACGUGAGUUUCGUCGAGUCACCGAAACCCGAUGGGCCGGAGGCUAUGCUCUUCCCCGCGACCAACGCGGCUGUCGGCAAAGAGCCGGAGAAGAAGAAGAAGACGCGCACCACGCGCUCGAAAAGUCCCACGCAGGUAAUGCGCAUAAAGCGGAACCGGCGUAUGAAGGCAAACGACCGCGAGCGCCACCGCAUGCACACCCUCAACGGGGCCCUGGAAAAGCUCCGGCUGGCCCUGCCCACCUUCCCCGAGGACACGAAGCUCACCAAGAUCGAGACCCUGCGUUUCGCGCACAACUACAUCUGGGCCCUCCAGCAGACCCUCAACAACGCGAGCAACCCCGUCAACGGCGAGGUGACCCUCAGCGUGGGCAACGUCACCGUGAGCAUCGGCGAGAACGGCAACAUGAUCACCUCGACCGCGGGCAGUUGCGCCGUCGCCGCCCAGAAGCGUCUCGGGCCCCCCGGACCCCUCGGUGUGCCCACCGUGCCCUACUGCCCCCCCAUGGGGCCCCAACAGCAACCCCUGGACUCUUGGAUGACGCCCGAGUACGACUGCUACUCGAGCGACCAGAGCACCGUCAGUCCACCCCAGCACGUGCCCGUCCACUACGACCCCACCCCUCCACCGGCACCCCUGCCCCAGCAACAACAGCCGGCCAUGCACAUGUUCCAUCAGCAAUCGUCCGCGGCGGUGCUGGAACAACACCACAUAGUCCCAACGGCGAACCACGUGCCGUACACGCCGGCCGGCCCGACGACCACGACCAUCGUACAGGCCUGCUACGACCAGAGGAUCUACCAGUUUGACCGCCAGGACGUCUACCAGUGUCUCUAG
This is a messenger RNA of Copidosoma floridanum, 912 nucleotides long. It is a transcript of the gene tap, whose product is annotated as basic helix-loop-helix neural transcription factor TAP. Gene Ontology annotation, molecular function: E-box binding; protein dimerization activity; DNA-binding transcription factor activity, RNA polymerase II-specific. Gene Ontology annotation, biological process: axon development; positive regulation of transcription by RNA polymerase II; sensory organ development. Gene Ontology annotation, cellular component: nucleus. The record is from RefSeq and is a predicted model, not a curated record. Lineage: Eukaryota; Metazoa; Arthropoda; Insecta; Hymenoptera; Encyrtidae.